GAAUCGUGAUUUCACGAAGCAGACGCAUUGUGGUUGCCUGCCUAGAUACAACAAAACACACAUUUGUUUAUCUCUGAACUUUUGUUAAUUCUUUUCUAGAAUGGCUGCCAAACGCGCAAUUAAUUAUUUGACGAAUAAAGAAAUGCGGGAGUAUUUGACAAGCACACAUUUUUGGGGACCUGUGGCAAAUUGGGGAAUCCCUAUUGCAGCUAUUGCUGAUUCAGGCAAGGAUGUUUCACUGAUUAGUGGGAAAAUGACUCUUGCGCUCACACUAUACUCGAUGAUUUUUAUGAGAUUUGCUUGGAAAGUCCAGCCUCGCAACUUGCUUCUGUUUGGUUGUCAUUUUACAAAUUCUGGUGCACAAAUGUUUCAAGGCUACAGAUUUCUAAAGCACAAGUAUAGUAAAGAAAAAGAGGAAACUUCAUAGUACAACUUGCAUUUUUAUUGUACAAGUAUUUGUAUGAAGAUGAGCUUUGCAGAAAACUGGUAGCAGUCGAUAUAUUCGAUAGUGGCAUAUAUGGACAUUUGAUGUGUUUGCUUAUUGUCCAAAUCAUGUUUUUAACAACCACAUUGUGAUGUCAUAAUUACAAUGCAUUUUUGAAUUCUCACAAGAAAAAUCAAAA
Molecule: messenger RNA, 623 nt
Organism: Daphnia pulex (common water flea)
Lineage: Eukaryota; Metazoa; Arthropoda; Branchiopoda; Diplostraca; Daphniidae
Gene: Mpc1
Product: mitochondrial pyruvate carrier 1-like
Exons: 3
Coding region: 101-427 (108 amino acids)
Biological process (GO): pyruvate import into mitochondria
Cellular component (GO): mitochondrial inner membrane
Source: RefSeq, a predicted model, not a curated record